Molecule: messenger RNA, 1803 nt
Organism: Lactuca virosa
Lineage: Eukaryota; Viridiplantae; Streptophyta; Magnoliopsida; Asterales; Asteraceae
Source: the annotation of a GenBank genome assembly
UUCAUAUUCGCCCACUAUCACGCAGAACGAGGUUGUAUCUACCGCUACAAAAAUCCGACCGUUGGACCUUCGCCAUUGAUAAACAGACCACGCCGGACAAGGUUCAACAAUGGUGACAAUGAGCGAUACAGCUACACAACCUCUAGAUACCUCAACCCCGGUUGCAGUAACCCCUAACACUCAAACAAUGAACUACAGCGAUUCUACUCCAAAGCUUUCUUCCGAUUACGAGAAAUGCAGAGAGCAAAGAAUCAAAGAGAAUCUUGAAAGAAUGCAAAAGCUCGGGAUUCAUGAUCUAUCUCUUAAGCUGAAAUCUAUGAAACCGAAUACCCAUAGGAGAAACAACAAACCCUAUAAAACCCCUAAUCGCUGUAUUUCCCCUUUUCCCUCCUCCGUCCCCUCUCGUCGAUCCUCAAGGUUGCAGAAUACACCAACAGUUAGCUACACAGAGGUCGAUUUAUCUAAAAAAGCUAAAGAUGAUACUAAUCUGUGGAUGGGAGAGCAUAAAAGACCUGAAGUUUACACAGAAGAACAUGAAAAGCUUCUGGGAGAUACCAAAACAGAGUGGACUCUUUUUGUUGAUGGAUAUGGAAAAGAUGGCAAGAAAAUCUAUGAUCAAGUUAGGGGAAAGACAUGUCAUCAAUGCAGACAAAAAACACUCGGUUAUCGCACACAUUGCAUCAAAUGUAACCUUGUUCAAGGCCAAUUUUGUGGAGAUUGUUUGUAUAUGAGAUACGGGGAGAAUGUUCUAGAAGCAAUGCUGAAUCCCAAUUGGAUUUGUCCGGUUUGUCGAGGGAUUUGUAAUUGCAGUUUGUGUCGUCAGGCAAAAGGGUGGGCCCCAACGGGUGUUCUUUAUAGGAAGAUUUCAAGUCUUGGGUAUAAAUCAGUUGCACAUUAUCUCAUUCAAACUCAUCGGGCUGACUCUAAUUCUGAGAAGAAUGAGAAGACUGAAAAUUCUGUUUGUGCUAAACGGUCACUACCCUUUUCAAAGGAAGAUGUUGAGGCCCAAAAGGUGAUUGAAAUACAAUCAUCGGAUGAAUCCGGGGGUAAAAAUGUCAAACUAGAAAGUGGUCAGAAGGUAUCGGAACACAAGAAUCCAGAAUUAGAGAUCGAGUCUGGAAACGGUAUUGCAACAAAUGAAGGGAUUAAGGACAAAGAACCACCGGAAUUGAAAUUAUCGGAUGAAGGUUUAAGUCCGGAAUCGGAAUGCAAGAUUCCGGAGAACACAAUUCCGGAAAUGGAAUGCAAGAUUCCGGAGACAGGUAAAGGCGAAAACAAGAAUACGAAUCCGGAAUCGGAAUGCAAGCUUCCGGAGAAAGGUGUUGAUGAAGGUGGAGACAAAAACAUGAAUACGAAUCCGGAAUCGGAAUACAAGAUUCUGGAGACAGGUAAAGAUGAAAACAAGAAUACGAAUUCGGAGUUGGAAUACAAGAUUCAGGAGAGGGAGGUGGAUGAAGGUGAAGAUGGAAACAAGCAGACACUUAACAUGUCUAAAGGCAACAAAGCAGACAAUGAGGGCAAAAUCGUCAUUACACCAGAAACAAAACCAGGGUCUGGAAAGAAACGCCAAAUGGUCAUGGUAGAGAAUAGCAUUGCUGGAAGACUUAGGUCUAGACGCAGAUGCAUUUGAAGAUUUAUUUCUUUGAUUUCUUGUUUAUUUCAUGUGUUUUAAAAGAAUUGAAUCAAGAAAAGGGGCUUUAUGCUGCAAGAACAUUUAUUUUUGGGUUCUUUAAGGUUUUUUCUUGUAGCAUUUUUUGUUCAUUGUAGCCCUUGAUGUAAUUUAAUUUACAAUUUGGUUGAUGG